GAUCGCCACAAUUAACAGUUGCCGAGCAUUUUAUUGGAAAAGAUGAGAAUUGAAAUUAGUGAGUUUCAAGUGAGAAAACUGAAUGAAUAUCAAGUAUCCUGAAAAUUUUCCCUUUUCUUUUCAUUCUGAACUUUAUUUUGCUUUUCUAUUCAUUCAGUUGUGUUUGUAAUUCUGUCAUGUAAAUAAUCAUUUCUCCCUCAUCCAAUUCAUUCAUUCACUAGCUCACUUACUCACUUGCUCUCUCUCCAUCUCUCUCCAUCUCUUAAACACAAUCAGAUGAUCAACUCAAUUACAUGAAAAUCAUUCUCCCGAUUAUCCGAAUCUUAAUCAUCUCUAUGCUUAAUGGUGAUCGUUUCUCAUUAAUCUGUUAGAUUUUCAUCUAAUUUUCUGUAAAUAUUGAGGAUCAUUUAUCGCUUUACUCUAACUAAUUUCAACAAUUAACUCAAUUCAUUGAUUUGUGUUGUUUUCCUUUUCCUAUUCACUUGUUGUGUGUUUCUAACCUUUUGUUUUGAUUUGGUUUUGUUGUGUGUUUCUCAUCAUCAUGUCAUCAGAAUCAUCGUCAUCGUCGUCAACAUCGUCAACGAACUCGAUAGUUGCUCAGAUUACCGAUAGACUUGCAAGUUUAGGACCAAUGAGUGUUCGUGAUCAACUUUAUCGUUCAACUACAAACAAAACCUUUGAAAAUGAAGCUGAUUUACCAAGUCUACCGGUUCCUUCAUUACAAUCAACUCUUGACCUUUACCUGGACACAGUGAAAGCAGUGACCAAUCAAGAGGAAUAUGAAAACACCAAGAAAAUUGUUGGACAAUUUAUUUCCACCGAUGGACCAAAGAUUCAAAAUUUACUCAUUGAACGGUCACAAAAAUCACGAAAUUGGCUUGAAGAUUGGUGGCUUAAUUAUGCUUACCUGCAACAACGAUCUCCAUUGAUUCCUUACUGUAACAUGGCGGCUCCAUACCCGAUCCACGAAUAUUGGCCUCCCCAACGAGGAAGUCGAGUCAAUCGGAUAUCGUUAUCGUUAGCAUAUGAAUUAGAAUUUUGGAAAAUGCUUCGAAGUCAAAUCAUGAGACCAAUGGUUCAUCGGGGUGUCCCCUGGGCGAUGGACCAAUUUAAACGGCUAUUCAAUACCUGUCGUAUUCCUGGUGAAGAGCGAGAUUCCCUUAAUUGUUGGUUUAUCACAGAAGACGAAGGUCCACCAGCACCGACCAAUAUUAUCGUUCUUUAUCGUGGUUACAUAUUCAGUUUCGAAGCCGUUGAUCCACAAUUGGAAGAACCGUUGACACCUCAAGAAAUUGCGUUCCAAUUGUUUUACAUUGAGAAAUGGUGCCAAUCACAAGCAACCGAUGGCCCAGGAGUCGGUGCCUUGACGGUAACAGAUCGAAGUCAAUGGGCCAAAAAUCGCGAUUAUCUUAUCAAAUUGAAUACUCGAAACAAGAAAACCAUCGACAGAAUUGAACAAUCCUUAUUUGUAAUAGUUUUCGAUGAUUCUGAGCCAACAACUCAAAGUCAGCUCUUACGUGAGGCGAUGUGUGGGGACUGUAAAAAUCGUUGGGCAGAUAAGUCCAUGUCAACGAUUGUUUUCAAUAACGGACUCAUGGGAGCUUCUGGUGAUCAUACUCCAUUUGAUGGCUUGUGUACAGCGAUUUUAAGUCAUUACAUUAUGAUUUCAUUGGAUGAAAGUAAAGGCGUUUGGAAAGGAAGCCAAAAGUUCAGGGAAAUGCCCAAAGCGGAGCGAUUAGAAUUCAUUUUGGACGAUUAUUUGAUUAAAGAAAUUGAUUGUUCAGUGUCAACAUACAAUCAAAAUUGUUCCGAUAUUCAAAUUUGCCACGAAACAUUCAAAGGUUUCGGUAAAGCGGCUCUCAGGGACCACAAAUUUCACCCUGAGGCCUUUACUCAGGUAGCACUUCAAUUGGCCUAUUAUCGUAUGCACGGUAAACCCGCACCGACCUAUUGUACUGCGAGCACCCGACAAUAUUAUCAUGGACGAACCGAAACAUGUCGAUCAUGUUUCCCUGAAAGUGUUGAAUUCUGUAAAUCUGUGAUUGAAUCAAAAAAAUCGCCUGGAGAAUUGUAUAAUCAGCUAAGUGAGGCUGUCUCCAAAUUCACUAAAUUAAUGGGCGAAGCGAUGAAAGGUUUCGGCUGUGAUCGUCAUCUAAUGGGCCUUUACCUGACCUGUUUGGAGGAGGGACUCGAACUGCCCGAUCUGUUUACCGACCCGUCGUUCAUUGCGUCCGGUGGGGGUGGAAAUUACAUCCUAUCGACCUCUUGCUCGGGUUAUUGGCACAUUUGUGGCGGUGUCCCACCGAUGCGAGAUGAUGGUUAUGGUGCUUUCUAUGGUAUCGAGGACAAUCAGAUCACUUUUUGUAUAACCGCUUACAAGAAAUGCUCAGAAACUGAUCCGAAAGCCUUUUUUGAUAACGUUGCUAAAUCGUUGAUGGAAAUGCAACAAAUUUGUAUCUCGUCUAAAUUGUGAUUUGAUUACAUCAAUUAAAUUUACAUUCCUAUUCGAUUCAGAUUUUCUUAAUUAUCUCCAAACUUGUAAGUCGAUCUCUUUUCCCUCUACAAUUGAUUUAAUUAAUCUUCUCCUUUUCUUUUGUCUUUUUUUUGUCAAUUCCUUUAAAUUGUCAACUGAAUGUUUAUCAACUACCAAUAUCAAAUUCUUUCAUCAUUUAUCUGCACAAUUGUUAUGUUAAUUAUCUUUAUAUAUACAAUAUUUGUUUGAUUGACAAUCAAACAGUUAUCGUAACAAUAAAAAACUAUUUCUUUAAA
Molecule: messenger RNA, 2769 nt
Organism: Panonychus citri (citrus red mite)
Lineage: Eukaryota; Metazoa; Arthropoda; Arachnida; Trombidiformes; Tetranychidae
Product: peroxisomal carnitine O-octanoyltransferase-like
Exons: 7
Coding region: 542-2473 (643 amino acids)
Cellular component (GO): peroxisome
Molecular function (GO): carnitine O-octanoyltransferase activity
Source: RefSeq, a predicted model, not a curated record